AUGACCGCGCCGCGGGCCGGCCGGUGGAGUGCCGCGACCGCGUCCCCCCGCCCGCCCCGGCUCGCCCGCCGUUGCCCCGCUCCGCUGGCGGCCUUACUCCCGGGGGUGGGAGUUCGGCUGCCCGGGUGCGGGCUCGGCCCCUCCGCCGGCUGCUGCGUUCCCCUCCGGUGGCCGCGGAGAAAGGCGACGCCUUUGGCACGGGGGCUGGCCGUCGCCGACGGCGCUCCUACGGUUGGGGUGUGGCCGGCCGGGCGGAGCUCGGCCCUGCCCAAGCGUCCUGGAGGCCCUCCGGUAGGCUCGCCCCGGCUCGGCUGCUCCGCUGCCGUCGAGGGUCGCCGGCGCCCCGUUGCUCUCACAGCGCUCCCCUUUCCGCCCCUUCAUUGCAUUUUUCGGUUCGUCCCGACUCUGCUGCACACCCUUUCCCCGCCGUCUCGACGCGCCAUGCCCUCCGAGCCGGUCGUCCGCCGCGCUCUCCUCGCCGGCGGCGGCCGGAGGAACCCUAGCCGGGCGCGGGGUUUCCGCUUCUGGACUGGGCCUGCCCGUAUCGGGCCCGGGGCAACUUUUGGGCCUACUUCCCACCCCCCUCCCGGUGGCCGGCCCAUCUGGGCGGCCUGUGGUGUGUGGGCCGCCCCAGCCCCCUGGCCGCGGCGUCUCGGUCUCGGCCCAGCUCCCCCCGCUCAGGGGCGGAUUUGGCUUCCACAAGGGUUUCCCCUCCAGCCGCAAUCCACCCCCGCCCCCGUCCCGGUCGCCCGCUCCCUCGCUUCCCUCCUCCUAACCCCGUCGCCGCCGGCACCACCCUCUCCCCCUGCGACACCGCCGCCCCUCCCCAUGGCCCGCGACUGGGGCAAUGGUGCCGGGCGCCCCAAGCGGCCCCUGGAUGAGCCCCGGCAGGCUGGCCGCGCCUCGCCUGAGGGCCAGCGCCGCGAGGCCGACCUCCGCCGCCAGCUGGCCUCCCGCGACGCCCGCCGCUCUCCUGCUCGCGCGGCUCGCCACUCCCCCUCCCGUGACUCCCGACGCUCGCCGCCACGGGACUCGCGGCGCUCGCCGGCCCGCGCGGAUGGCCGCCUCUCUCCGGUGCAGGCUGAUGGCCGGCGCUCCCCCGCUCGGGAGAGCCGUCGCGACCGCUCCCGCUCCCCCUCCCCCGCGCAUCGCCGCGGUCGCUCUCCGUCGCCCUCUCAGCCCCUGCCCAACGACACCGCCACCACUCGCCGGUACCAGCCCCCCAAAAACCAACCGAGCUUGCCUUCGGGCAAUGGUGGCUCCGGGGCUCGCGGGCGCCACGGCGCCAAGAAGAAGAAGAAGAGGGGUCCCGCCCGACCCCUCUCUGCCGCGGCUCAGACACCCGUGUCCUCGACCGCGCCCAACUCCGGUGCUCCCCGCGAUCCGCCUCCGUGCUUCAAUUGUGGACUUGUUGGCCACUACCAGGUCGAGUGCCCCAACCCGCCGAUGUGCUACCUCUACAAGGAGUCGGGCCACCCCGCGGCUCUAUGCUCGGACAGCCCGGUGACGGAGGAGCUCAUGAUGUACAGCCACGGUAUUGAGGGUUUCGGCUUCUUCCACAUCGAGGUGGAGGACAUCCCCCCUCCGUCUUCGUCGCUCCUGGCGGUCGUGACCAUUGUGGGGGCCGGGGUCGCUUCGCCGGAGAUGAUCGAGGUGGAACUCAACCACCUCUGCCGUCGCGUCUGGGAUUGGCAGGUGACCCCGACCUCGGACAGCUCCUUCACCGUGGUCUUCCCCGACGCCCUAACCUGGGCCUCUACACCCCUGGCGGACCCGGAGGACGACGAUGAGCGCUCUGGCCGCAGCCGCUCCCCCUCGCGAGACCCAGCCGACCCCCCUCCGGGGCGCGGGGGUACGGGUGCGGGUCGGUCGCGUGGGUUGGCCUCCUUCGCCGAGGUCGCCCCCGCCGCGCUGCCUGUCUCCUCUCCCUCCUCUUCGGCCGAGCUCAGCGACAUCUCCAGCGUCAGCCUCCUCGUCAUCCCGCCAUCUUCGUCGCGUUCGCCCUGCUCCUUCUCCACGGCCAUCCCGCCACCUUCGUCCCCGGCGGUGCCAUCUCCGCUGCUGACGGCCUCGCCGACGUCGGUGCCUCCCCCCUUCGGGUCUCCCCCGGCGGACCCCCCUGGGGAGGCCGCGCCGCCGUCCCCCGCCUCUCCCCUGGCUCCUGCUCCCGUCCUGGAGGACGAUGCGCCGGCCCCAGACCCGCCCUCUCCUGCCCGGGCGGUGUCUGGUGCCCUGCUGGAGCCUCCGGUGCCUGCGUCCCCGACUCGUCUGCUCCUCGUGGCCACCGACACGGUGGUCACCCCCAUCGCCCCCACCCACCUCGAUUGGUGUCGUACGCCCGUCGGGCUCGGGCUUCGUCGACUCCAGUGA
Messenger RNA from Aegilops tauschii subsp. strangulata, 2370 nucleotides. The record is from RefSeq and is a predicted model, not a curated record. Lineage: Eukaryota; Viridiplantae; Streptophyta; Magnoliopsida; Poales; Poaceae.